AUGUCGCGCAACAACGCUCAAAGAUGGAGCGAACGUCAGGCUCCUUAUAUUCCCUCUCUGAAAUGCAAAGCCCAAGAGGAGUCCUACGACUUCGUCAUCGCCGGCGGGGGCAUCGCGGGUCUCACGCUCGCGGACCGACUGACGGAGAACCCAGCCAUCAAGGUGCUGGUGAUUGAGGCCGGUCCGUUUGAUGGCGGCGCUGGCAUUGAUGUGCCCGGCGAGUGGGAUCCGACGCCGUACUUGUGGCCCGGUCUGACGACGGAGCCGCUGACCGCGCUGAAUAAUCGGAGCGAGAAUGUGGUUUGUGGGAGGGUGGUGGGUGGAGGGAGUACGGCGAAUGCGAUGAAUUGGUUGAGAGGCCAUAGUGCGGACUUUGAUGCGUUUGAGGCGUUGGGUAAUCCGGGCUGGAACUGGGAGAGCAUCCUGGAGUAUUCAAAGAAGAGCGAGAACUUCACGGCCCCUGAUGCCGACUUCGCCGCAGCCAACGGCAUCCACUUUGACCUAUCGGCCCGCGGCACCGAGGGGCCGGUUCAGACCUCGUUUGCCAACUACUACUACCCCGGGAACACCAACUUCCGCGACGCCGCGGCCUCAGUCGGCAUCCCCGUUGUCGACGAUCCCAAUGACGGGACCUUCAACUCGGGCGUGUAUUGGCUGACGACGGUGCUCGACCAGCAGACGCUCACGCGAUGCUCGGCCCGAGUGGCGCACUACGACCGGGUCAUCGACGGGCGGCCCAACUACCACAUCUUGACCGACACCACCGUGUCCAAGGUGCUCUUCAACGGAACCACGGCGGUAGGCGUUGAGUACCUCCCCAGCGCUGGGGGCAACACGUCGACCGUGUUGGCGUCCAAGGAGGUCAUCGUCGCCGCGGGCGCCCUUCACACGCCGCAGUUGCUGCAGCUGUCUGGCAUUGGCCCCAAGAAGUUGCUGGAGAAUCUCGGUAUCCCCGUGGUCUCGGAUCUCCCAGGCGUGGGCAGCAACCUGCAGGACCAGACCACGUUCAACAUCCCAUACAACUUCACCAACCCCAUCACACCCAACGUCGACUACUUCAUCACCAACACAACCUACAACGCCGAACAACGCGCGCUCUACGACGCCCACCAGCCCAGCGCCUACACCAUGGUACAGCACGUCAACCCACUCUUCGCCGGCGUAUCCCUCCCCGACGCCCUCCCGGCCGCCGACUUCACCGCCCUCCUCGAAUCCGCCCUCGCCCACCCAGCCGCCUCCUCCCUGCCCGCAGACACCGACCCGACCGUGCUCGCGGGCUACAAAGCCCAGCGCGCCGCCAUCUUCCAGCAGUUCAACAACACCAAGCUCGCCGUCAGCAUCCUCAGCUGGGACACCUUCAGCACAGCCUCCGUCUUCCACAUGAAGCCCCUCAGCCGCGGAACGGUGGCCAUCUCCUCGCUCAACCCCCUCGCCCCGCCCACCAUCGACUACCGCUCUGCCACCGACCCGCUCGACAUCGACAUCAACGUCCUCAUGGCGCGCAAGCUGCGCCAGCUGAUGGCCGCGCCGAGCAUGGCGGGGGCCCUGGGGGCCGUGGAACUGGCGCCCUUUGGCGAGGACGUGCAGAGCGAUGCUGAGAUUAUUGCUGUGGCGAGGGAGACCAUGUCGGUGUCGAACGCGCACCAGUGCUGUACUGCACCGAUGCUGCCACGCGAGCUGGGUGGCGUGGUCGAUGCCCAGCGUAAGGUGUACGGUGUGAAGGCCCUGCGGACGGGGGAUGUGAGUUAUCUGCCGUUUUCGUUGUCGGGAGCGCCUACUGCGGCCACGUAUGCUUCGGUGGAAAAGCUUGCCGACAUGAUCAAGGAGGAAUGGGACAUUUGA
Molecule: messenger RNA, 1842 nt
Organism: Dichotomopilus funicola
Lineage: Eukaryota; Fungi; Ascomycota; Sordariomycetes; Sordariales; Chaetomiaceae
Product: GMC oxidoreductase
Exons: 7
Coding region: 1-1842 (613 amino acids)
Biological process (GO): secondary metabolite biosynthetic process
Molecular function (GO): oxidoreductase activity, acting on CH-OH group of donors; flavin adenine dinucleotide binding
Source: RefSeq, a predicted model, not a curated record